Molecule: messenger RNA, 5247 nt
Organism: Sclerotinia trifoliorum
Lineage: Eukaryota; Fungi; Ascomycota; Leotiomycetes; Helotiales; Sclerotiniaceae
Source: the annotation of a GenBank genome assembly
UAAAAGAUGUUUCCACCAUGAUACUUUUCCAAGCUAUCACCAGUAAUGCGAUUAUCUGUCUGUCUAAUUGCGUAUCCAAAUAUGGAUAUGGAGCACACUCAUUUUGAGUUUUGCUGUUCUUCUUUACUUUUUCUUCGACGAGUUAAUCCCCUUCCUUUAAUUUUAGUCUUCAAUUGAUGGACAACAUGAUGCAUCUACGUCGUCAUCGGAACUUGGACCAGCCCUUUUCAUCAAACAAACCUUGUGUGGUGGCGGGGCAUAGGUAGAUACUGGAUGCAUUGACCUUCGGGGGAGCUGCCUAGGAUCACACGUGAUUCCGCGGUCAAACGCGUUUUCUUUCAACUCGAUUUCCAUGCGUCGCGUUGGCUACCUACCUACUGAAUACUCCUCUCGAUUUUUAUGUACAGUUUAUUAGAAUCCACCCACCACCUCAUCAACUUUCACACGCAUUUCCCUAUCUAGAGCGAAGCGAAAAAGCCUCCACGGCAGUGGCCCAGCGGAGCGUCAAAUCCUUUCGUUUCCAGGUAGGUUAUCUAUAUCUGUCAACCUAAACACAACCCUGCCCACAUAAUACUCAUAUUCACUUCAGAACAGAAGGCCGCAAACGAGAAGGUAGCAUUAGGUAUUUCACUAUUAUCAUCUUCAUCCUUCUGCAUUAAUGCUAGUGCUAACGUAAAUAUCCAGGCUAUAAAAUCUUGUCACGAUCAUCAACUUUCUUCUUUCAUCGUCAGCAUUCGACAGGCUCUGGGAGCCUUUUAUAGUUAACAAGAUGUCAAAAAUAGAAAAGAUGAGAAUAUGCGGGUUGGUGUUAUCGAUGUCGGCCAUGUAUCAGGAACAGUUGAGCUUACUGGUUUCCGUUCUCAUAGGGUGCGGUCCUUUGAUCACAAGGGUUGGGAAAAUAUCUCUUUCAACACUCCUCUAACACUCAUUGUUGGGCUCAAUGGUUCGGGAAAGACUGUAGGUAUUGGCAUGCAGAUUUACUGCAGAACUUAGCUGAGUUACAAAUAGACAAUCAUCGAAUGCUUGAAAUAUGCAACCACUGGGGCACAACCACCGAAUAGCAAGGUUGGAGGAGCUUUCAUUCAUGAUCCAAAAGUAUGUUACUCAUCGAACCCUCGGUAAGUUUUUACACAUGGUGCUUACAUAGAUUAGCUCUGUGGGGAGAAGGAGGUACUGGCACAAGUCAAACUCUCGUUCCAAAGUACGACAGGAUCGAGAAUGGUCAUCACAAGAAGUAUGCAGCUCACGGUUACGAAGACCGCGAGAAAGAUGAAGACUCUAGAUGCAGGAUUGAUGGUCAAUAAUGGCGGCGAGAGAACUGCUGUGUCUCACAAAGUUGGAGAAAUUGACAAGAUUAUGCAAUCAGCUUUGGGCGUUUCUGAGGCUGUUUUGGACAAUGUUAUCUUUUGUCACCAAGAUGAUUCACUAUGGCCGAUGAGUGAGCCCUCACAUCUCAAGAAGAAGUUUGACGACAUUUUCGAAGCUACAAAAUACACCAAAGCUGUCGAUAGCCUCAAAUCUUUGAAAAAGGAUUACGCUCAGCAGAUUAAAGGCAUGAUUGCGGAAGAGGCCAUUGCCAAAGAUAACAAGGACAAAGGAGAAAAAACCAAGAGUCGUUGCGAAGAACUUGCUGCUCAAAUUGAUCAGUUAUCAGAGGAGGCCCUUAAAGACAAAGAUAACAUGGAAGCAGUUCGAGAGGUGGUUGACGCAAAACAGAGACAGGCGGCCGAGUUUUGGGAAUUGGUUCAAAAACUCAGGACCAACAAAGAAAGAGUCAAAUUCUGCGAAGAAAAUCUAGAAUCGCUUCAGAAAAGAAUUAAGCCACUUUCUGAAUCGGAUGAAUGGCUUAAGUCAACCUUAGAUCAAUACGCGGAUCGAAUACUAGAAAUGGAACAACAAGAUGAGCAAUUGCAGAACCAAUAUCGAGAUCAACAACAGAAGAUGUCAGCAAACACCAGCGAACUUGGCAAAAAGCAAGCAGAAUUAGGUCGGCAGCAAGCCCUGAAACAAGCCUACGAAGAAGAACUUGAAUCUAGAGUUCAGCUAGUCAAGAGUUCUGCUUCUAAGCAUUUCAUUCGAGGUUAUGAUGACGACAUCAAUGAAUCUCGGGUGAAUGAAUUUAUGGAAAGAAUCAAGAAGCUCUCUCGUGACAAGGAGCGUGAUUUGGAGCGGGUUAAGGCGGCCACUAAUGACGAGUUAAAAAACGUCCAGACCACACUGACGGAGCUUCAGAAUCAGCACGCAAUACGUGUCCAAGAGAAGGUCACCGCGAAGCAAACUAUUUCUAACAACGACAGGAAAAUGGGUCCUAAACAAACAGAACUUGGCUUUAUCCAGUUCGACGAAGGUGAUAAAACCGGCCUUGAAUCAUCCUAUAACGAGACUAAGGAUCUCCUGGAAAAGAUUCGGGCUCAAUUUGAAAGUGCUGGCUGGGAAAACCGCAUCAGCGCUAGUAAUGGACGUCUGCGGGAGCUUGAAGACGAGGAGAAAUCUCUUAGAAAAGAGGCUUUUGAAAUCAACAAACGUUCUAAUGACCGUGCUCAGCUUGAUUAUGUCAUGGGAGAACUGAAAAAGACCAAGGGAAAACUAGACACCAUGAGGGCGACCCACGGUGCGAAGCUUGAUUCAAUUCUUGGUUCAGAUUGGCAAGUCGAUACCCUUGGGAAGGAUUUCCAACAUGCGCUAGAUCGGGAAAAAGAUGAAGUUGCAGAUGCAACAAACGAGCAAGAAGCUGCCAAAAAAUCUUACUCUGAAGCGGGAUUCCGAUUCAACGCGCUCCGUGACGACCUCAAAGCUAAGAAGGACCAGUUAAAAGUUUGUGAGAACACAGUACUCAAUUCGGUCAGGGAUGAAGACGGCAAACCAUUAGUUAGCAUCGAAGAAUAUCCCAGGGAGCUGAAUCAGUUAGAGGAGGAGCGUGAUGAGAUCCGAGAUAGUAUUGAUGGCUUUAAACAUAAGAUCGAUUAUUUCACUCAAUGUCUAAAUACUAUUCAGACGAAAGACAUGUGCAAACUUUGUGAGAGGGCGUUUGUGGAAGAGGGACAUCGCUCAGCAGCAAUGAAAAAAAUUCAGAAACUUCUCAACAAGGAUGCUCGGGAAACUUUGCAGGGACAGUUAGAGAUCUACAACGAACAGAUCAAAACCGCAAAAGCAGCUCAAUCACAGUACGAAAUGUACCAAUCCCUCAAAGAUGAAAUCCCAAGGAUCGAGCGAGACCUCAAAAAAGCGGAUGAAGAAAAACAAAGAUUGCUUGAAGAAGUCGAGCAUCAUGACAGUAUUGUCGAGCGCAAGAAUGCUAGACAAAGAGAUGUUGAGUCUCUUACCAAUAUCAUCUCCUCCAUCAUUAGGUACAACAGCGAUAUCACAGACCAUGAGGCAAAAAUCGAUAGUUUAUCCUCACAGCAAAGUAUUGCUGGAGGCAUCAUGACUGCUGACGAAAUCCAAGAACGUCAGACAGCCUGUAGUGAAAAUAUGCGGGAGGUUAGAGAACAGUUGACUAAGGUUUUGUCCGAGAAGGAUGCAGCCAAAGACAAGCUUAAUGAUAUGGAGCGUGAUCUGUCUCGUAAAUCGCAAAGACUUCGAGAUGUUAUUCAUGGACUAGCAAAGAAAGAAGCUUUGCAAAGGGAGAUCGAUGAGCUUCUCGACAGCAAUUCACAGCAACGGGAAGCAAUCAAUCGUGCCGAUACUGAGUUGGAGACUCUAAAGCCGAAAAUUGACACUGCGAAGGCCAAAUACGAAGAUAUUCAACAACAAGGUCAUGCAAAGGAAAGAGAAGUCCGAUCUCAAAAGGAAAAGUUAGCAGAUACUGUCCGUCAAUUCAUGCAGCAUGAGAAAAAUAUCAAUGGAUACAUUGAUAGUAAUGGCCCUGAAAAGCUCUCUGCUUGCCAGCGAGUAAUCAGUUCAAUUCAACAGGACCAGGAGCGUAUUGACGAAAAAUUGGCCCAGAUUACUACCGAGUUAAAUGCACUUCGAGCUAAAAAGAGUGAUUCAGAUCGGCUGAAGACAAAUAUCAGCGACAACAUCCUAUAUCGUCAAGAAUUGGCUAAACUUGAGGUAUACAAAAAGCAAACCAUUGAAUUAGAAGCACAGAAUGUGGAAGGAAACUUCGAAACUUUAACAAAGGAGGCCGAAAAAAUAGAAGCAAAAUUCUAUGACCAUCGCCGCCUUUACCAACAGAAAACAGCUGUUCUUGCAGAGAAGGAUCAAAAUUUGGCACAAUACUUACUUGAGUGGGAUCUUAAUUACAAGAACGCUCGGACGGAGUACCGCACAGCUAUGAUUAAAGUUAAGACCACAAAGGCUGCUAUCGAUGAUUUAGGCAAGAUGAUUACAGCUAUGGACAAAGCAAUUGUCAAAUUUCACAGUGUGAAAAUGGAGGAAAUCAAUCGAAUUGCUGGUGAACUUUGGCAGACUACCUACCAGGGUACGGAUGUUGAUACAAUUAUGAUUCGUUCGGAAAAAGAUGAGGGCGAGACGGCAGCUGGUAAUAAGAAGACAAACUAUAAGUAUCGAGUUGUGAUGGUGAAGCAAGAUGUCGAGAUGGAUAUGCGUGGUCGUUGUAGUGCUGGUCAAAAGGUUCUAGCUUGUAUUAUUAUUCGUCUAGCGCUAGCAGAGUGCUUCGGUAUUAACUGCGGUGUAAGUACUCGUCUUCUUCUUUUCCUCAUACUUGAUCUAACUAACACUAUUAUGCAGCUCAUCGCAUUAGAUGAACCCACGACAAAUCUAGAUCAAGAUAAUAUUCGAGCACUGGCAGAAUCACUUCACGGAAUUAUUAAAUCUCGUCAACAGCAAGCGAAUUUUCAACUUAUCAUUAUUACUCACGAUGAGGAAUUUUUAAAGGUCAUGCAGUGUUCGGAUUUUUGUGAUGAUUUUUAUCAGGUUUCUAGGGAUCAGGAACAGAAUAGUAAGAUUGAGAAGAUUCCUAUUGCGCAGGUUAUGGAGGGGAAUUGAUGAGUGGCUAUAUGUGAGUUGAGAUGGAGGUGAAGGAGCUAUAAAUUAGGUCUCUUCUGUGAUGUUUCUGGUGUUCUACGGAUGGGAUGAACUGGGAUGGGCUGGGAUGGAAUGUAAUUUUAUGAUGGCAUGUAUGGUGUCUUGGGAAUUUAUGAAAAUAGGCGAAGUGAAAUUGGCAUGUAUGUGUAGUUUGCUUGCUUGCUUACUUGCUUGGUGAAAUUAGGUAUCUUAGCCAAUGUAAGUAAGUAAGUAACUAUAUAAGUGUGAAUAACUAGCUAGCUAUCUAAUGAUGAUGAC